AUGGAAUCUUUGAAAGAUGCUAGUCAAAAACUUAAAUCAUCCGUAAAAAAUUCAAUUUCAUUAUCAGCUGAACAUUUGAUAAAUAGUGGGAAAGUUCUCGUUGAAAAAGCUGCAGCUGUACGUGAAAAGAUUGGUGAUUUAGGUGUACAAUUUAUUAAAGAUGAUGCAGUAUUAUGCAAAGCAGGGAUUCCGGCAACAGUUAUAUAUGAUUCAGCAGUAGGUUACGUCAUUGAUAAAGUUGAUGCAGUUUUUGUCGGAGCAGAAGGUGUUGUUGAAAAUGGAGGGCUCAUUAAUGCUAUUGGCACUUAUCAGUUAGCCAUUGUUGCAAAGGCUGCUAAUAAGCCGUUCUAUGCAGUUAUCGAAAGGUAA
Molecule: messenger RNA, 369 nt
Organism: Racocetra fulgida
Lineage: Eukaryota; Fungi; Glomeromycota; Glomeromycetes; Diversisporales; Gigasporaceae
Source: the annotation of a GenBank genome assembly